Molecule: messenger RNA, 3831 nt
Organism: Cyphellophora europaea CBS 101466
Lineage: Eukaryota; Fungi; Ascomycota; Eurotiomycetes; Chaetothyriales; Cyphellophoraceae
Exons: 6
Coding region: 1-3831 (1276 amino acids)
Biological process (GO): transmembrane transport
Cellular component (GO): membrane
Molecular function (GO): ATP binding; ABC-type transporter activity; ATP hydrolysis activity
Source: RefSeq, a predicted model, not a curated record
AUGAAUGAAAAGACACCGCCCACAGCAGACCAAGCGUCCAGCCAGAAGGUAGACAAGACAGCACAGGUCAACGAUGACACCAAGGCCGAGGAGAAGACCAAAGCUCCCAUCGGCAAUUACUGGCGCAUCCUCUCAUAUGGGUCAGGCGGCGAGCAUGCACUCAUCUUGGGAGCUUUCUUCGCCUCCGCCGCUUCAGGCGUUGCGAUGCCUUUGAUGAACAUUGUCUUUGGCAACCUGACCGGCACCUUCAACUCCUAUGCUACAGGCGAUAUACAGGAUACUGGCGAUUUCAACAGUACACUCAACCGUUAUUCUCUCUACAUCUUUCUGCUCUUCAUUGGCAAGUUUGUCUUGUGCUACAUCUCCAUGUUCUGUUUUCGAGUUGUCAGUCUCCGUGUUUCGGCGGCACUCCGUUUAUCGUACAUGGAAUCCCUAUUCAGGCAAACUGUUGCGAAGCUCGACGUUGUGUCUGCUGGCACAGUUUCUAACACUAUCACCUCUUCCGCCAACACCAUACAAGUCAGCAUCUCGGACAGAUUGGCCUACUUCUUCCAAUCUGUUUCUCUCAUCAUUGCAGCCUACAUCAUUGCUUUUGUCUAUUCUUGGAAAUUGACCUUGAUAUCGAGCGCGCAACUACUUUUCGUUUUAGUCGUGUACAGCAUUACGACCCCAGCAAUCCUCAAAUCUUUGCAGCGUGUGGAAAAGACCGACGCAAAGCACGCUUCGGUCGCCUCGGAGAUCUUUUCGUCAAUCCGCACCGUGUUUGCUUUAGGCGCAGAGCUCUCUCUUUCGAAAAAGUACUACAGCCUCGUCGACGAAUCAGGACGCUAUGGCGAACGCCUGUCCCCCUUUAUUGGAUUUCAACUGAUGCCAAUGUUUUUCGCCAUGUUCUCUACCUUCGCUUUAGCCUUCUGGGCUGGUCUCAAGUUCUAUUAUGAGGGGUCGAUCGCCAAUGUCAACACGGUUAUCAUUGCCUUCUUCUCGGUUUUGAUUGUCGUUUCUAUACUUGGUCAGGUCGUUCAGCCAGUGAUGAACAUCAUGAAGGCCGUGACCGCUUCUGUUCCCUUCUUUGACAUUAUAGAUUCCGAGCGCACGUCCGUCGAUGGGAAGAGGGCGCCCGAAGUUUCCGCUCACGAAGAUCUCGAGCUAAAGGGCGUGACAUUCGCAUAUCCGACGCGACCAGGUGUCCAGGUCCUUGACAACUUCAACGUUCGUUUCCAAAAGGGUAAAACGACAGCCCUUGUUGGCCCUUCGGGUUCCGGAAAGUCAACCAUUGUUGGACUCUUGGAGAGGUGGUAUUCGCUGGACGAUCCACAGACUCGCACCAUCUCAUGUGGUCAACACAACAUCGACUCUCUAGCAUUGAAGUGGUGGAGAUCUCAGAUUGGCCUCGUCCAGCAGGAGCCAUUCCUCUUCAACGACACAAUCUUGAACAACGUCGCAUUUGGCCUUCUUGGGACAGAAUGGGAGGAUUAUUCCGAAGACAAGAAGCUCGAACUCGUGAAAGAAGCUUGUAAGGAAUCAUACGCCGAUGAAUUCGUCGAAAAACUGCCACAGGGCUACUCAACCAAAGUCGGAGAAUCCGGCAUCAAACUAUCGGGCGGUCAACGUCAACGCCUGGCCAUCGCGCGAAGCAUCGUUCGCCGACCCGCCAUUCUCAUCCUGGACGAAGCUACCAGCUCCAUUGAUAUUCGCAGCGAAGCUGUUGUGCAAAAGGCAUUGGAUAGAGUCAGCAGAGAACGGACCACCAUCGUCAUUGCCCACAGGUUGGCAACCAUUCGCAAAGCAGAUCACAUCGUCGUCCUUCGGAGUGGCACCAAAGUCGAAGAGGGCACGCAUGAAGAGCUCCUGUUGAACGAAGACGGCCUGUACAGCGGCUUGGUGCGCGCACAACAGAUCCAAGAAGAAGCGACCGACGAGCCAGCCGCUUCCUCGACCAGCAGUGCGCCAGCCGACCUGAUGCGAACGCACUCCACCGCCGCACGCUCCGUCGCAGAAACCCGCCACGAAGGCGAAAGUAACUCUCCCACGUACAAGAAGCGAGGCUUCCUCCGCUCCGUCGGCUUCCUGCUCGUCGAGCAGCGCAAGAAAUGGAUCUACAUGCUCCUCAUCCUCAUUGGCGCCAUGGGCGCCGGCGGAUCCUUCGCACUCCAGAGCUGGUUCUUCGCCAAAUUGAUCGAAGUCUUCACCUUCGUGGGGCAGCGCCUCCUGAACGCGCGCGACCACUGGAGCCUGAUGUUCUUCAUCCUCGCGCUCGCCAAUGCCGCCUUCUACGGCGCCAUCGGCUAUGCGGGCGGCAUGCUCUCGGCCUCCACGAGCGCCAUGGCCCGCAGAGACUACUUCGCUAACACGAUUCGCCAACCCGUCCCGUACUUCGACGGCGAGGACAACUCUUCGGGCGAUAUCAUGUCGCGCCUCAGCAGCGACCCCAAGCAGAUCGGCGAACUCAUGGGCUUGAACGGCGCGUUUCCCCUCAUCUCAAUUUUCAACUUGUUGUCCUGCAUGAUCAUCUCCUUCUACUUCGGCUGGAAGCUGACGAUCGUCAUCGUCUUCGCCGCCGUGCCGCUCCUACUGGUCUGCCAGUUCAUCAAGUUCAACAACGAGUUCAAGUUCGAGGAGAUGAACGCCAACGUCUUCUCCAGCAGCUCCGCAUUCGCCACCGAGUCCAUUGCCGCUUUCCGCACCGUCUCCUCGCUGACUAUGGAAGAUACCAUUAUCGCCAAGUAUUCCAAGCUGCUCUCGGAUCAGGUCGCUGCAUCCACAAAGCGAGCAUCGUACGCCAUGCUGGUCAACGCUUUCUGUGACAGUGUUGAACUCGCCGCCAUGGCGCUUACUUUCUGGUAUGGCGGACGCCUGCUGGGGUCUCGCGAAUACGAGCCCACGCAAUUCUUCGUUAUCUAUGUUGCCAUCAUCCAAGGCUCGAUCGCCGCAGGACAAUUCUUCUCCGCCGCACCCAGCAUCGUGACCGCGACAGCCAGCGCGAACCGCAUCCUACGUCUCCGCACUCUGGGCCUCAACAACUCCUCCACACAACAAGACCUCCCACCUUCAACCUCGAACCUAGGCUCCUCGAUCGAGCUCGACCGUGUCUCCUUCCAGUACCCGACCCGCGACGUACCCACCUUCCAGAACCUCUCCCUCUCCAUCCCCGCCGGCUCCUUCGCCGCCUUCGUCGGCCCUUCCGGCUGCGGCAAGACCAGCGUCAUCUCCCUCCUUGAACGCUUCUACGAACCCCUGAGCGGAACCGUCAAGCUCGACGGCGCCGAUGUCCGCGAUAGCUCAUUACCCACGUACCGCCGCUCCUUGUCCCUCGUAGCCCAGGAGCCCAAGCUCUUCAGCGGCACGAUCCGCGAGAACCUCGUGCUCGGCAUCGAAGACCAGGAUAUUCCCGAUGACCGCGUCCACCAAGCCUGCCGCGACGCCGAGAUCCACGACUUCAUCAUCUCGCUGCCGGACGGCUACGGCACCGAGCUAGGCAUCAACACCGCCACCGCGCUGUCGGGUGGCCAGAAGCAGCGCCUCUGUCUGGCGCGCGCCCUGCUGCGCCGCCCGAAGCUGCUGCUGCUCGACGAGGCAACGUCGAGUCUAGAUUCGCAAAGCGAGAGGCUGGUGCAGCAGGCCAUCGAGCGCCUGGCGGGCCAGCGCAGCAUGACGGUCGUGGCGGUCGCGCACCGUCUGGCCACCAUCCAGAAGGCGGAUGUCAUCUUCGUCUUUGGCGAGAGCGAGGUCGGCGUCGGUGCCAAAAUCCUCGAGAGAGGCAGUCACAGUGAAUUGCUGCGGAAGCGGGGCGCAUACUGGCAGAUGUGCCAGGCUCAGGCUCUUGACCGAUAA